This is a messenger RNA of Adineta ricciae, 936 nucleotides long. NCBI's taxonomy places the organism in Eukaryota, Metazoa, Rotifera, Eurotatoria, Adinetida, Adinetidae. The record is from the annotation of a GenBank genome assembly.
AUGUACGUUCCAAUGUCACCUCCGCCUGUGUUGACUUCAAAUACUACAAAUAAUUCGACUUCAUUGAAUGUUGGAGAUAAUCCAUCGUCACAAUCGAUCUUCGAUCGACAUAGUGCUGCAGCGAAACGCUACAAAUACCUUCGACGUUUGUUAAAAUUUCGACAAAUGGAUUUUGAAUUUGCUAUCUGGCAGAUCAUUCAUUUGUUCAUAGCACCACAAAAGGUCUUUCGCGCAUUUCAAUAUCGAAAACAAACAAAGAAUCAAUGGGCAAGAGAUGAUCCAGCAUUUCUCGUUCUUCUCAUGGUUUUCCUUGUUGUUUCAUCGAUUAUUAUUGGACUUGUGCUUGGAAUGGGAUUUUUCGGUAUUAUCAAACUUGUACUUUGGGUAGUUUUAGUCGAUUGUGUAUUAGUUGGACUUCUAAUAUCGACGAUCUAUUGGUAUAUUGCCAAUCGAUAUUUGAUUGCAAAUCCGAAAUCUAAUCUCGAUGUUGAAUGGGCAUACUGUUUUGAUGUUCAUCUCAAUGCUGUCUUACCUCUACUUACUAUUUUACAUAUUGGUCAACUACCUUUUCUUAACUCAUUUGCGGUGAAUACUGGAUUCUUCUAUUGUCUGUUUGGUAAUACUGUAUGGGCUAUUGCUACUGGCUAUUACGUUUAUAUAUUAUUUCUUGGCUUUAGUGCACUUCCAUUUCUUCGCAAUGUCCAUGUGCUUUUGUACCCCUUGACGGGUCUUCUUCUCGUUUAUAUUCUUUCAAUUCUUGUACAAUGGAAUUUCACUCAAAUGAUCGUUACAUUUUACGAAUAUCGUCGGUUAGCACUUUGGACUUUGAAUCCAGCGACCCCAGUUCAAAUCUGGAAAAAUCAACACAGAAAUAAGUGUUUUUCAUCGAUUUACCCGUUGAAAUUUUCAUCUGUCCUGUUCGAAUUUUCCUCGUAA